This is a messenger RNA of Nezara viridula (southern green stink bug), 3166 nucleotides long. The record is from the annotation of a GenBank genome assembly. NCBI's taxonomy places the organism in Eukaryota, Metazoa, Arthropoda, Insecta, Hemiptera, Pentatomidae.
CUGGAGCCUCAAACCUGAUAGGAUGCUCAAAUUUAUUUUAAAAUAUUCUUAAAUAUAUAGGAUACUUGGUAAAUAAGAAAUAUAAUAGAUUUUUUAACACGUUAAAUUACCAUAAAAACAGAAGAAUAUCCUUUAAAAUUAAAAAUAUGAUAAUUACUGACCUUGAACAAAAUAUGUAGUUCAAAAUACACAUUAAAUAUUGUGAGCUAUUUCUCUCCUUAAUUGAAAUACUUUUACUACUUUAUCUAACAGCUUUCAUUUUCAUUAACAUAUUUUUUUAUAAUAAUACGUUCCUCAGAUACCAUUGGAAUGAGAUGCGUCUACUAACUGUACUGAUGAAGUGUUAUAAAGGCACUGUGCAUGAAUUUUCUUUGUGGAGCUAAUAAAAAAAGAUGCCGAGGUGGAGAAAAAUAAUUUUCACAUCUUCUUCAUUGUAAACAAUUUCGACUACUCCAAAAUGCUGUCAUAAUUUAAGUCGCAUAGUUAUUUGAAUAUGGUUGAAAACAAACCUUAUCAGAAGAAGUUUGAUAAGAAAAGAUUAGUGCAACGUUAUUACUAUCAGUUUUUGUCCUAAUUUCAGUAUUGUCUGAGUGGUUUGAAAUCAUGAGAAUUUCUAGUAAUAGUAAAAGUGCGGAUUCCUGAUAAUUGUUUUUUUCUAGUUGCAAUAGUAGUGCGAGCCAAUUAUUUUUUAUUUUAUUUUAUUUUAUUUUUUUUUAUCAAUAAAGUGAAAGUGAAUAGUUUAAAUGUUCUUUUUAAAAAAGUUGUAAGCAGUUGUUAUUAUUAUAAUUUGAUCUCCAUGUUAAAAUCUUCUGUUGAGAGGAACAUGUCAGCGCAAGACCCUGAGAAAGCCUUGGAUAAUUUAAUGACUGAUGAACCACCUGAGACUGACAACAAAGAAAUGACAACAAGACCAGACGCUCGCACCGCUCGUCUCCUCAAGGUGACCAGCCUGGUUACCUUAACUCUACAGAAUGCUGUCCUCGGCCUCAGUAUGCGCUAUUCCCGCACAAGGGAAGGCCCUAUGUUCGUUUCGUCUACUGCCGUAGUUAUGGCCGAAUGGGUGAAAUUAGUCGUUUGCCUGUUCUUGGUUUAUCAUCAGCAUGAAAGCUUUAGGGCUUUCAGGAAGGAUCUCUAUCGCACUGUCAUCGCUAAUCCGAUGGAUACCAUUAAAGUCUCUGUUCCAUCGUUUGUCUACAUCUUACAGAAUAAUCUAUUAUACGUAUCAGCUUCACAUUUAGAUGCUGCCACUUAUCAGGUCACUUACCAACUGAAGAUUCUAACUACUGCUCUGUUUGCAGUGCUAAUGUUAAAACGUAAACUGUUGCCGACACAGUGGGGUGCACUCAUACUCUUAGUUGCAGGAGUGGCAAUGGUCCAGAUCUCUGGCUCAUCAGAAGCAUCGAAACCGAGUACAGACGGCCCUGCUCAGAAUAGGCUCAUCGGAUUCGCGGCCGCACUCGGGGCUUGCUUUCUAUCGGGUUUUGCUGGAAUCUAUUUCGAAAAGAUCUUGAAAGGCUCCGACAUUUCUGUUUGGAUGAGGAACGUUCAACUCAGCCUUCUAUCGCUGCCUUUCGGCUUCAUGACAUGCCUUAUCUCCGAUUGGAACAAAGUUGUGCACAUGGGUUGGUUCUAUGGUUACGACUACUUCAUCGCAUAUCUGAUUGUAUUACAGGCUGCUGGGGGUAUGGUUGUAGCUCUGGUCGUCAAGUAUGCAGAUAAUAUUCUCAAGGGCUUCGCGACAUCCCUCGCUAUAAUAAUCAGCUGUUUAGCAUCUGUGUACUUAUUCAACUUUAGGAUAACUAUAUUAUUUACCAUAGGUGCUAUGCUGGUCAUCGGAUCGAUAUUUCUGUAUAGUAAACCAGGCAAAGUUGAAAAACCACCCGUGAAGUCAAAAAUUAAUGAAGACGUAUAAUAAAAAAAGAAUCUCCAUAGUGAUUGUGGACAUUAAUUAUAAUCAGUUGAUAUAAACAUGAAAUAAGACUGUAUUUAUCAAUAUUCAAUUUUAAUAUUGAUAAUUUUAUUAUACGAUUGUGAUGUAUAUAUUUAUAAUCUUCAGUCUUCUGAUAUAUAAAUUAUGUUAUAAAUACUGUCAUAGUUAUCACUAUAAUUAAAAUAUCAGGUGAUACUUUAAUUAUCUACUGAUGCAUUAGCAUAACGUAUUUAUUUAUUUUUUUGCUUUUCGGUUUGAUGUUUCUUUUGUACUGUUAAUUUUGUUGUUUUUUCUUUAUACUUCCUCCUCUAGUGUUAUUAAUAUUUAUUCAUAUUUGUUAUUAUUAGUAAUUAAAGUAAUUUUUACUUUGAAAGAAGGUAAACCAUUAUUACACAGGCAGUGCACCUUGUAACUUGGAAUAUAUCAAAUUUAGAAAUAAAUGACCUGUUACAGCUAACAACGUUUGUUUAAUGGGGUUACAUUAUUUUGCGGUAUAUUAAAUUGAUAUAUGUAUUAGGUCUCAUGUUCGUGGUCUGUAAGUAUGGAUAUGUUAAAAAGAAACAUAUCCAUUCGGUCAAACUUCGGAGUGAAUCACAACUCCGUGGCAUGCUUCCUUCCCUAAUUUAACUGUUCCUUUCACUCGCACUGAAUGUUCCUUCAAAAAAUGAGGAACUGUAUUUCCUACACUACUAUAUAAUUAAUAAUAAUAAUAAUGCUUAGCGAACCCGAAGGUUCGAUGCCAAUAUCACCAAUCGAUGUCUGCAUUCAUCCUUCUACCGGGUGCCCAAACUCAGGAAUUUGUAUUAUAGGUAAAAAUUAUGAGUGAUAAUUAACAUAAUCAAUUUAAUUACUGUAAAAUGAUCAAUAUAAUACUAUAUAUAGCAAUAAAUUGAUACAUAUGUUUGUAUAUUGGACUUAUAAUUGUUUAUUGCUUUUUUGAAUAUUUAUUUGAAAAUAUGGUAGCAAAGGUAUUACAUAUUUUAUUUUUUUCCUGGGAAGUUGUCAAUUUAUUAAGUUGCUUGGCAAUAAUAACUUCCAAUUAUUAACAAUACGAGUAUAUUUUUAACAUAUAUUUAACCUUUUAUUCCCAUCUUCAGAACUGCAAUUCCAAUACUCUUGUGGAUGCAAGGCUUAAUUCUAAUGAUUAUAAUAAUGUGCUCCAUCGUCAAUUUUCUAAUUUAUGUUCUAAAUUUUAUCAUGCUUUAGGCAGAAACCCAAUUAUUGGUCAAAAGGAGA